CUAAGAUUUGUAUAUAUAAUUAUAUAAAUAAUUAUAUCCAAUUAGAAAGGUUAAAAAAGGCAAAUAUAACAGUUAUUUUAAAAUCCCAGGGACUGUGUAUAUACGUGUUUAUUAAAGAAGCUGUCAAAAUUAACCUUUUAGAAUUGUAACUGAAUGCAAGUCCAGCUGCUCACUGCUCGAGGGCCAGAAUACAAGAAGCAAAGUGUAGUGAAAGGAAAGCAACUUCAUUCAAAUGCUAGCAGUUGGGAAAUGGUCAGGUUCUUGCCUCCAAAAGACCAUUUCAAAUGUUAGUCUUGGGAGAAGGGGUUUAAAAGGGAGAGACUUGGUAUGGAAACCAGCAGGAGAAACGCAGGGUGCAGGUCUGAAUAUCUUGUUCCAAAGGCUAUCUUGAGUCACCGUCCACCUGGAGUGCUGGCUGGACCAUCUCGGUUGUGGCUGGGUUGUAGAUUAUCUGUCCUGAGGCAAUCUCCUUGCUGGGGAGAAUUCCGCAGCUGGGCCUCCUUGCCUGGCUUGUUAUAAAAUUAGACCCUGGAAUUUCUUAACAAGCAUGCAGUUAGAUAAGUGUGUAUGGUGCAAGGGACUGUCUGCUGGGAAACAGGGAAGCAGAGUUUCGAAGUACAUUUCAAGGCUUUAUCUCAAGGCUAAGAAAAAAUGUUUCUACAAUCUGUUUCAAGGUUACAUCUUAAGACUUGAGAGGAAAAAAAGAAAAAAAAAGGUUUAAAAUGAAUUUCAAAGUUAAAAUACUUGGUUACAAAAUUAAAUAAAAUGCAUUCACAUGGGAACAUCAUCUUUGAUAUACGCACAAACACAUAUGCACAUAAAUUUUCACUGCUAUUGAUGUUUACUAUCUACUCAUUUAGUAUAAACGCUUGUUUCAAGAAAGAUUAAGUGUUAAAAAUCAUAACUUUAUCUGAGAGAUGAAUGAGUUAAGGCUAAUUAAGUAUUUCAUUAAAGAAAGAGAACAUACUAAAGUAUUAAUUAUAUUUAAAGCCUCAAACAAUAUACUUAAAUUAUGUGCUGAGCAGUUUUUUUUAAAUGAGUAAGUUACAAGGCUUGUUUAGAGUAAAAAAUAAGAGUGUUUUAUCUAUCGAAAUCAAAUUUUGCUAAGGCAGUUUCUAAAAAUGAUGAGCCAAGAGGCUGUUAUAUAUUUUAGCAAAUGUUAUAUUUAUGAAACAAUAACAAUGCCAAUUUAUAUUCUUUUCUGUGCUUAAGUACUAGAUAUAAUGUCAUGUAGGUCAGAUGAAGGAUAUUUAUAUUUAAAGUGUUCUGACAUCUCACUGGUUCUCAGUAUAGAUAGAAAGAUGUUAACUAAUUCUAGACUUUUAAAAUUAAUUCAGGAAUAACCAACCAUACAAUAACUAUUGAGUUUAUAAUUUCCAAUUCAGCACAGAAAAAAAAUGAUAAACCUAAUAAUUGGAAAUUGACUAAAUGUCUUCAUAAAGACAGAGAUUUGUGGAAUUCAAUUUUUAAAAAAGUUCAACUAUAUAGUUGCUUUUUAUAAGGAGUAUAACUAAAAUGUAAGGACAUGAAACUCAGCUGCCCACCUGAGCUGCUCAUUCCCAGCACAUGGCCAGUGAGGACAUAGCGAGUGACGAGGAACACAUGGUCAUCCACGAGGAGGGGGUGAUGAUGUCAUUGCUGAUGACGGCUUUAGCACCACUGACACUGAUCUCAAGUUCAAGGAGUGGGUGACCGGCUGAGAGUGGGGACAGCUCUGGGGAGGAGCCAGAGGGCAACAAGGGCUUUGGUGGGAAGGUAUUUGCACCUGUCAUUUUUUCCUCCUUUACUCCUGCCGCCCCUUGCUGGAUCCUGAGCCCCCAGGGUCCCCCGAUCCACCUGCAGUUUUUGGCAAAGUCUAUGGUCCCACCCCGUCCUCCUCCUACACAUACUUGGAUGCUUCCUCCUCAACCUUGGCACCCACCUCCUUCUUACUGGGCCCAGGAGCCUUCAAGCCCAGGAGUCUGGUCAGGGCAGCAGAGCGGGCCCCCUACGGCCUGUAUCCCUGGGGAUGGGGGCCCAGGGACGCCUUCCAAGGUAACCUGUUUCCUCCCAAUGGAUCCUGCCACCUUCUGGUGCAAGAGACCUGAAAGUGUGGGCGACCUGGAGCUACCAGGCCCCUCAGUCAUUGCGGUCCCUCCCAACACUAAGGCUUUCCUAGGCAGGAGCUGGGCUGAGCCACCCGGGGGGCAGAGCCUGAAGAGGAGAAACCGACUGGGCUUUGGGGGUCAGGGCAGAGGGAACACCACGGACAUGGAUCCCACACUGGAGGACCCCACCAUGCCCAAAUGCAAAAUGAGAAGAUGCUCCAGCUGCAGCCCAAAGUCUAACACCCCCAAGUGUGCCAUGUGUGAUGGGGACAGCUUCCCCUUUGUCUGUACAGGUGGAGAAGCUGAGGACGGGCUCAGGGAACCAGAGACCGAGAAGGCGCUGUCCUCUUCACUGCACACGCCCUGGACCAGUGCCGGCCCUGAUCAUGCAGCUCUUCCAGGCCCACUGCUUCUUCCUGUCCACUAGGCCACAGCCGCCCUCCAGGCCCACUAUGCACACAUCUUCCCCUCCAAGGCUCUGGCGCAACCCUGGCUGCCCUGCCACUGCCUCUGCC
Pongo pygmaeus (Bornean orangutan) is the source of this 2602-nucleotide messenger RNA. RefSeq names its product protein capicua homolog. The record is from RefSeq and is a predicted model, not a curated record. Bases 1858 to 2514 code for a protein of 218 amino acids. The transcript is spliced from 2 exons. NCBI's taxonomy places the organism in Eukaryota, Metazoa, Chordata, Mammalia, Primates, Hominidae.